Plectropomus leopardus (leopard coralgrouper) is the source of this 734-nucleotide messenger RNA. NCBI's taxonomy places the organism in Eukaryota, Metazoa, Chordata, Actinopteri, Perciformes, Serranidae. The record is from RefSeq and is a predicted model, not a curated record.
AUGAUGAUGAUGAUGAUGAUGAAGUGUCUCCAUCCCCCUUCAGAGAGUCCUGCUCCAGGUGGCCUUCGGUCCUCAUAUGUCGGGGGUGUGGCCUCGCUGACAUCACAGUUUGAUGACAGAGCAGAGAGCAGCGCCAGAGUCCAGGUCAAAGGCCGACAGCAGGGUCACAGGUCAAAGGUCACAGGGGUCAGAGGAGUGUGUGAGGCUCCUCGCUUCAUCCGCCGCCUCGCCGACCUCAAGGUGAUGGACGGCAGCAGAGUUACCAUGACGGUGGAGCUGACCGGUCUCCCUCCUCCGGAGGUGGUGUGGCUCCACGACGGGCAGGAGGUGACAGAGUCUGAGGACUUCCACCUCCUCAGGGAGGAGAACUGCUGCACCCUGCUGAUCCAGGAGGUGUUCCCCGAGGACACUGGGACCUACAGCUGCCAGGCCUGGAACCAGUACGGAGAGGACCACACCCAGUCCAGGCUGACUGUGGAGGAGCCUCAGGACGGCGUCCAGCCCUGGUUCAUCACCAAACCCAAACCUGUGAGCGCCGUCGUGGGUCAACACGUCCUCCUGUCCUGCGCCAUCGCCGGAGACCCGUUCCCCCAGCAUACCUGGACCAGAGCCAACCUGAGCCGACCUCUGACCUCCGGAGGAGACUACGAACUGCUGGAGAAAGAGGACGUCAUCUCUCUGCUCAUCAGGAGAGUUAAAAAGCACCACUCUGGAGAGUACCUGGUCACCCUGAG